AUGGUGGUGAUGGUGGUGGUGCGUCUAGUCCGAGAUAAACAGCGAACGAGUUACACGAGCAGAAGAAAACGAGGACAAGAAGAAGAAGAAGGGAAGAGAAGAGAAGGAGUAGAAGAGGACGGAAGACGAAGAAUAUUUCUUUCCCAGGUGGCGUCUCCUCAGCUGUCUCUCAUGCUGUCUCUCCUGUGGUUCUUCUCUCCUCCGCCUGGCGCUGGCUGGCCUGUUGUUUACCCUGCGUCUGCCGAUUGCUGCCAUGGCAACGCCCUGCCCCGGCCCAGCCCAACCAGCGCUGCUGUCCCGCUUAAUCACCGCCUGCAGGUUCCUGGCCGGCUGGGUCAGGGAUCCAGCUUCACCUUGAUCGGCCAUGGAGCUCUUCUUCGUCGUCUUUCGUCAUGGUGGUGGUGGUGGUGGUGGUCCUGGUUGGCUCUCCUCUCCUGGCUUCUACUGUAUGAGUAUCACCAGGGAGACUUGGACGGCAGAGGCGCACAGCAGGCGAUAGGCGGCCGUUGCAGACAGACUGUCUUGUCAAUCAGCCAGUCCGCAAUGGCAUUCCUGUUUCUCACUCGUCUCACUCGUCUCUCUCUCUCGUCGUCGUCGUCGCUGUCGUCGCUUGUGCGUGCCUGUGGCGUCCAAGUCCUCCCCGUCUUCCUCGGCUCAAAGGAGUCCGCCCUCCCCUGCCAAGCGCGCACAAAGCCGCAAAGAGGCUGCGAUCAGCUUCGACUAAGCAACGAACAGCAUCUACUUACUACUUACUGCCUCUACCUUCUAGCCGUCAGCGACAGACAGCCAGAUAGACAGCUACAGCUUGUGGCGGAUGCUCGAUGGCUUCUGCUGCAGUCGCUCGCCGCUAGUUAG
This is a messenger RNA of Trichophyton verrucosum HKI 0517, 855 nucleotides long. RefSeq lists its product as uncharacterized. Bases 1 to 855 code for a protein of 284 amino acids. The transcript is spliced from 2 exons. Lineage: Eukaryota; Fungi; Ascomycota; Eurotiomycetes; Onygenales; Arthrodermataceae. The record is from RefSeq and is a predicted model, not a curated record.